Messenger RNA from Labrus bergylta (ballan wrasse), 899 nucleotides. The record is from RefSeq and is a predicted model, not a curated record. NCBI's taxonomy places the organism in Eukaryota, Metazoa, Chordata, Actinopteri, Labriformes, Labridae.
CAGGUCGUUCAGGACUUGCUGCCUCUUAUCUUUCAGUUAAAGCGCUGGUCCCUCAGAUGCCCAAACUGCUCAAGUCUCUGUUUCCAGCACGGGACGAGAAGAAGGAGCUGAGACCUUCACCGCCCAGCCAGCAGCACGUUCCUCGCAUCAUCACGUCUGGAGGAGACGACAACAGAGUCAAGACUGACACGACUGCUCAUCUGCGGCCGCCGACCAAAGACAGACGGUCAGAGUUCCCAGAGGUCCCUCCUCUUCCUGUGCAUGACCCGCAUGACAUCACCCCCCUCAGCCCCCUCAGCCAGUCGUCGAGCGGCUACUUCUCCAGUAGUGUUUCUACAGUCACUCUGUCCGACGUCUCCAACCCUCCUCGGCACCAAGAUGGCCGUCGUCGCUCCCUCCCCUCAACAGCUCGGCCAAUCACAACGACCUCACUGCUGAAAACAACGUCUCUGAACACAAGCGAGGAGGAGGAGGAGGAGGAGGAGGAGGAGGAGGCGGCGGGCGGCGGCUUUGAGAGGCUGGAGAUCUUUGUGGACGAUGAAGAGCGUAGCCAAGACAGCGCACUCCCUGAUUGGCUGACGGACGGGGCUUAUGUGACAGUAGGAAGCAAUAAGGCGGGGACAGUGCGCUACAUGGGAUCCACACAGUUUGCUGAAGGAGUGUGGGUGGGGGUGGAGCUGGACACACCUGUAGGUAAGAACGACGGCUCAGUCGGAGGUCACAGGUAUUUCCACUGUAAACCGGGUUAUGGAGUCCUGGUUCGCCCAGACCGUGUGUCCUGCCGUGAUCAGACCGGCCGGCGCACGGAGACUUCUCCGCUCCAGCUCACGUCCCCGUUUGCGAGGAGAAGCCAUCAUCGCCCGCCGGGGGGGGAGAACCGCAAGUCCUGGAGCAGUUGA